AUGCGUCUCGUUACGUCGGAUCUGUUGGUCUCGUCAUCCGAUGUUGGCCUGAUUCUUCACGAGGCUGUUGGUUUGGGGGCUCGAUACAUGAAAGAUGACGCGGCAUCGGGAACUUCACGCACUGGUGGAAGUCGAGAUGACGGCUUUCAUUUCAUGGAGCCAGGGGGUGCCAAGGAUUGCGUUGUAGAUGGCCGGUUUGUCCAUGACAAUGAACUUCAGAGCUUUGAAAUUCCGCCGACAUAA
Molecule: messenger RNA, 243 nt
Organism: Microthlaspi erraticum
Lineage: Eukaryota; Viridiplantae; Streptophyta; Magnoliopsida; Brassicales; Brassicaceae
Source: the annotation of a GenBank genome assembly